CUGGAGGUCGCCAGCGGAGCGUGUUCCGGCCGCGCCGCCUGUGCUCGCUGUCAUGUGGGUUCUCGCUGUGCUCCUGCUGCUGGUGACGGCGUUCCUGUGGAUUCGAAGGCCGCAGCGACCGACCAACUUUCCGCCGGGCCCCCCAACAUUUCUCAUCUUUGGCAAUCUUUGGACGGCGAUUGAGUCGAUUCGAGGCCAGUUUCUGGAGAGCAUAAAGCAUUGUCGGCACGAGUUUGGAGAUAUUCUUGGCUUCGUGCUUCCCACUGGUGAGAAGACUGUGCACAUUUGCAAGUUUGAAGACAUAAAAGAGGCGUGCGCGAUGCAAGAAAUGUCUGGAAGACCGAACAGCUUUGCUCUGCUAGUCCGCAGCUUCCAACAAAAGCUUGGUGUCAUUUUCAGCGAAGGCCCUGCCUGGGUGGAGCACAGGCGCUUUGCUUUGAGGCACCUGAGGGAUUUGGGCUUCGGGAAGAACUCCAUGGAGUCGACAGUUUUGAACGAAUUCGAAGAGCUCUCCCAGGAGAUGAAGCGUGAAAUUGACUCACCGAUGAAGGUCAACUUUCGCUUCAACCUGACGGUGCUGAACAUACUUUGGAGACUGGUCGCCGACAAGCGGCUGGAGAGUAGUGAUCCCAAGGCCCAACACUACAUCGCGACGGUCAACGAAUUCUUCACUACCAUCGGUCCGGGUAACCCGAUGAACCUGGCGCCGUGGCUGCGUCACAUCGCCCCUGAGUGGAGCGGCUACGCGCCGCUGAUCCGACAUCGCGAGACCACGGUCGGCAUGUUCCACGAGGUGGUCCACGAGCAUCGGCAGACGCUGGACCGCUCCAGCCCCCGCGACUUCAUCGACCAGUUUCUGCUGGAGAUGGAGAAGCCAGAUGCUGAGGCUCGCCUCUUCACCGAACGCAACCUGUCCAUCAUCGGCAUGGACUUGUUCAUCGCUGGCAUGGAGACGACGUCUACCUCUCUGAGCUGGGCGUUGCUCUUUAUGGUCAAGCAUCCAGAGGUUCAGAGUCGCGUGCAGCGCGAGAUCGACGCUGUUCUCGGCGGAAUUCCGCCGACCUACGGCGACCGCAUGCGCAUGCCGUACACUGAGGCCACGCUGAUGGAGGUGAUGCGGCGUUCCAAGGUCAUCCCUGGCGCAGCGCCGCACUGUGCACUGAGUGACAUCUCGUUCCGCGGCUACACCAUUCCCAAGGGCACCACGGUGAUAAUGCAUCUGCACAUGGUGCACAUGGACCCGGCGUACUGGGGUGACCCGGAGGCGUUCAGGCCCGACCGGUUCCUGCACGCCGACGGCAGCGUGCGCCGUGAUGAGCGGCUCAUCCCGUUCGGCAUCGGGAAGAGGUUUUGCCUGGGAGAGACGCUGGCGCGCAUGGAGAUGUUCAUGCUCUUCACCUGCCUGCUGCAGCGUUUCAGCUUCACCGCCGUCCCGGGGCAGAAACUCUCGCUGGAGGCCAGGUUCGCGGUUGUGCAGCAGCCUCCCGAGUUCUUUGUGACCUACAAGCCGCGUGAUUAGCCUGUAUGAUCUACAAGCCGCGUGACUAGCCUUUGUGACCUACAAGCUGCGCGACUGUCCUUUAUGACCUAGAAGCCGCGUGACUAACUUGCAUGACCUACGAGCCGCGUGACUAGCCUUUAUGACCUACAAACCGCGUGACUAGCCUUUGCGACCUAUAAUCUGCGUGACUAGCCUUUGUGACCUAAAAG
This is a messenger RNA of Pollicipes pollicipes, 1710 nucleotides long. Its product is annotated as methyl farnesoate epoxidase-like. The transcript has 2 exons. The record is from RefSeq and is a predicted model, not a curated record. Gene Ontology annotation, cellular component: intracellular membrane-bounded organelle; cytoplasm. NCBI's taxonomy places the organism in Eukaryota, Metazoa, Arthropoda, Thecostraca, Pollicipedomorpha, Pollicipedidae. The coding region runs from base 53 to 1519 and encodes 488 amino acids. Gene Ontology annotation, biological process: xenobiotic metabolic process. Gene Ontology annotation, molecular function: steroid hydroxylase activity; heme binding; oxidoreductase activity, acting on paired donors, with incorporation or reduction of molecular oxygen, reduced flavin or flavoprotein as one donor, and incorporation of one atom of oxygen.